AAGAACCACAAGAAAUUGGAUUACAACUCUGACAUUUUGGAGUGCAAGUGAUGUUAAAACAGUUUGAAUGUAUUGGAGCCUGGCUGCUUCUUAAAAUGCAAAAGGCAAAGGAAAUUAUUGCAUAUCUAAACCUACUGAAUAUCUGAGUUUUCUAGACAUCCUACAUUUAACUGUGUCCCUAAAUGUCCAUGAUAAAGAUCUCAUGCAACCGUUGUACGUUUUGGAGACUAUUCUCCAAAAGAGGACAGUGCAUUUAAAAAGCAGAGAUGACUGUGUUUUCUUGUGGAACUUACUAAGGUUGAACAUACUGAAAGAUCAUGACCAGCUUGAAGCGGUCCCAGACUGAAAGGGCUGUUGCCACUGGGGUAUCAGUCGGAACAGAUGGCACCUCAAAAGUCCACUCAGAUGACUUUUAUAUGAGGCGCUUUAGGUCACAGAAUGGCAGCUUAGGAUCUGCAGUCAUGGCACCAGUUGGACCCCCUCGCAAUGAAAGUUCCCAUCACAUUACCUCUACUCCUGGAGUCCCUAAAAUGGGGGUCAGGGCAAGAAUUGCUGAUUGGCCCCCAAGGAAGGAGAACAUCAAGGAAACAAGCAGGUCUAGUCAAGAUAUUGAAACAUCAAGUUGCCUUGACAGCAUGUCUUCUAAAAGCAGUCCUGGGAGUCAGGGAAGCUCUGUUAACCUGAAUGCUAGUGAUUCUGUCAUGUUAAAGAGCAUCCAGAGCACACUUAAAAGCAAGACCAGACAAUCUGAGAAUCUAGACUCCAGGUUUCUAACACCUGAUGGAUACCCCAGUUCCCCAAGGAAAGCUCUUCGCAGAAUAAGACAACGCAGCAACAGUGACAUCACCAUAAGUGAGCUUGAUGUGGAUAGUUUUGAUGAAUGUAUUUCACCCACUUUUAAAUCAGGACCAUCUCUGCACAGGGAGUAUGGCAGCACAUCUUCCAUAGAUAAGCAGGGAACUUCAGGGGAAAGUUUUUUUGACUUAUUGAAGGGCUAUAAAGAUGAAAAGUCUGAUCAGAGAAGCCCAGCCACAACUAAGCUUAGUGAACUUCUGAUUGCCAGUGGAAGCAAGGGUUCAGGAUUCUCUCUAGAUGUGAUAGAUGGACCUAUUACUCAAAGGGAAAACCUGAGACUCUUUAAGGAAAGGGAGAAGCCACUGAAGAGACGCUCAAAAUCGGAGACUGGAGAUUCAUCCAUUUUUCGUAAGCUGCGCAAUGCCAAAGGUGAUGGGGAGCUUGGGAAGUCUUCAGAUCUUGAAGAUAACAGGUCAGAAGAUAGCGUCAAGCCUUGGACUUGUCCGAAGUGUUUUGCUCAUUAUGAUGUACAGAGUAUUUUAUUUGAUUUAAAUGAAGCGGCAAUCAACAGGCACAACGUUAUUAAAAGAAGGAACACGACCACAGGUGCAUCUGCCGCUGCUGUGGCAUCACUGGUCUCUGGACCCUUGUCCCAUUCUGCAAGUUUCAAUUCUCCAAUGGGCAGCACUGAAGACCUGAAUUCAAAAGGAAGUCUCAAUAUGGACCAGGGGGAUGAUAAAAGCAAUGAACUUGUGAUGAGUUGCCCUUAUUUUCGUAAUGAGAUAGGUGGGGAAGGGGAGAGGAAGAUCAGUCUUUCCAAAUCUAAUUCAGGUUCCUUCAGUGGAUGUGAAAGUGCCUCAUUUGAGUCAACUCUGAGUUCUCAUUGCACGAAUGCCGGAGUAGCAGUUCUGGAAGUUCCCAAGGAGAAUCUGAUUUUACAUCUAGACAGAGUGAAAAGAUACAUUGUUGAACAUGUAGACCUUGGAGCAUAUUAUUAUAGAAAAUUCUUCUAUCAGAAAGAACACUGGAACUAUUUUGGGGCAGAUGAGAACCUGGGUCCAGUAGCUGUGAGUAUAAGAAGAGAGAAGCCGGAAGAAAUCAAAGAAAAUGGACCUCAGUACAACUACCGGAUCAUAUUCAGAACCAGUGAGCUUAUGACAUUAAGAGGCUCAGUGCUGGAAGAUGCUAUCCCUUCAACUGCAAAGCAUUGCACAGCCAGGGGACUUCCCCUAAAAGAAGUGUUGGAGUAUGUGGUUCCUGAGCUCAAUAUCCAUUGCCUGAGGCUGGCCUUCAACACUCCCAAAGUCACAGAACAGCUUAUGAAGCUGGAUGAACAAGGGUUAAGCUACCAGCUUAAGGUGGGUAUCAUGUACUGCAAAGCUGGGCAAAGCACAGAAGAGGAAAUGUAUAAUAAUGAAUCAGCAGGUCCGGCAUUUGAAGAGUUUCUUCAGCUCUUGGGAGAACGAGUUCGACUCAAGGGAUUUGAGAAGUAUCGUGCUCAGCUGGAUACAAAGACUGAUUCAACAGGUACUCACUCUCUAUACACCACAUACAAGGACUAUGAAAUCAUGUUCCAUGUUUCCACUAUGUUGCCAUAUACUCCAAACAACAAGCAACAGCUUCUGAGAAAACGACAUAUUGGAAAUGAUAUUGUGACAAUAGUAUUCCAAGAGCCUGGAGCACAACCCUUCAGCCCAAAGAACAUUCGAUCCCACUUCCAGCACGUCUUUGUCAUUGUGAGAGUGCAUGGUCCCUGCACUGACAGCGUUUGUUACAGUGUUGCUGUGACAAGAUCCAGAGAUGUACCAUCCUUUGGACCACCUAUUCCUAAAGGUGUCACGUUUCCUAAAUCAAAUGUGUUCAGGGACUUCUUGCUAGCCAAAGUCAUUAAUGCAGAGAAUGCUGCUCAUAAGUCAGAAAAGUUUCGUGCGAUGGCCACCAGGACGCGUCAAGAGUACUUGAAAGAUUUGGCAGAGAAGAAUGUCACCAACACACCUAUUGACCCUUCUGGCAAGUUCCCCUUCAUCUCACUUGCUUCUAAGAAGAAAGAAAAGUCCAAGCCUUAUCCAGGAGCAGAGAUAUAUAGUUCUGGUGCUAUUGUAUGGAGUGUUCAUGCAAAAGACUAUAGCAAGGGUAUGGAAAUAGACUGUCUCCUAGGCAUCUCUAAUGAGUUUGUAGUCCUCAUUGAACAGGACACAAAAAGCGUGGUGUUCAACUGCUCCUGUCGAGAUGUGAUAGGGUGGACUUCAACGGACACAAAUAUAAAAAUAUUCUAUGAGAGAGGUGAAUGUGUUUCUUUGGAGAGCUUCAUCAGCAACAUUGAUGAUAUCAAAGAGAUCGUCAAAAGGCUGGAGCUUGUGACUAAGGGCUGUGAAACAGUGGAGAUGACUCUGCGUAGGAAUGGUCUGGGUCAGCUUGGUUUCCAUGUGAACUAUGAAGGCAUUGUGGCAGAUGUUGAGCCCUACGGCUACGCGUGGCAGGCGGGACUGCGCCAGGGCAGCCGACUGGUGGAAAUCUGCAAAGUGGCUGUAGCCACUCUGAGCCAUGAGCAAAUGAUUGAUCUUCUGAGAACAUCAGUAACAGUGAAGGUUGUCAUCGUCCCUCCGUAUGAGGACUGCACACCACGCAGGAGUUCUUCAGAAAACUACCGUAUGCCAGUGAUGGAAUACAAAGUGAAUGAAGGAAUGUCAUAUGAAUUCAAAUUUCCCUUCAGAAAUAAUAACAAAUGGCAGCGAAAUGCAAGCAAAGGACAAGGACCUCAUGUGGCUCAGGUACCAUCCCAAAUGCAAAGUCCAGUACCAUCUAGGAUUGGCUCUGGGAAAGGAGAAGGGAAAAUGCCACCCCCAGAACGAGCAGCCAACAUCCCCCGCAGCAUCUCGAGCGAUGGGCGCCCGUUGGAGAGCCGGAGGUUGUCUCCUGGCUCUGAUGUCUACGUCACCGUUUCAUCCAUCGCCUUAGCAAGAUCGCAGCAGUGCCGCAAUUCUCCAAGCAACUUAUCAUCCUCAAGUGAGACUGGCUCUGGUGGGGGCACAUACAGACAAAAAUCUAUGCCAGAAGGGUUUGGAAUUAGCCGUAGAUCCCCUGCUUCCAUUGACAGGCAGAACACGCAAUCAGAUACGGGUGGUAGCGGCAAAUCCACACCCAGCUGGCAAAGAAGUGAGGAUAGUAUCGCUGACCAGAUGGAACCAACGUGCCAUCUCCCAGCAGUAUCAAAAGUACACCCAUCCUUCAGAGAAAGCCCCAGUGGAAGACUGAUGAGACAGGAUCCUGUGGUUCACUUGUCUCCAAAUAAGCAGGGUCAUUCUGACAGCCACUAUUCCAGCCAUUCCAGCAGCAAUACUCUCUCCAGCAAUGCCUCCAGUGCUCACAGUGAUGAGAAGUGGUAUGACAGCGGAGAGCGCACCGAAUCAGAGCUGAACAGCUACAACUACCUUCAAGGGACUUCAGCUGAUAGUGGCAUAGAUACCACUUCCUAUGGCCCUAGCCAUGGCAGCACUGCCUCCCUGGGAGCUGCAACAUCUCCCCGUACAGGACUAACAAAGGAGAAGGUGGCACCACUGUGGCACAGCUCCAGCGAAGUGGUCUCCAUUGCAGACAGGACACUGGAAAAAGAGAGCCACUUAGACCGCAAGGCCGAGUCUUCACUGAGCCUGGAUAUUCACAGCAAGAGUCAACCAGCCUCCAAUCCACUAACAAGGGAGAACAGUGCUUAUAGUCUUAGUGAUGCCGUCUCACAUACAAGUACCAUGAGCUCACGACACUCUGCCAGCCCGGUUGUUUUCACCAGUGCCAGAAGCUCUCCUAAAGAAGAGCUUCAUUCUGCUACUUCUCCCCAGCUUGCACCUUCUUUCUCCUCCUCCUCUUCCUCCUCAUCUGGUCCUAGGACGUUCUACCCUCGCCAGGGUGCUACUAGCAAGUAUCUGAUUGGAUGGAAAAAGCCAGAAGGAACAAUAAACUCAGUGGGAUUUAUGGAUUCAAGAAAACGUCACCAGAGUGAUGGUAAUGAAAUGGCCCACCCUCGGCUGCGUGCUUCAGCAAGAGAUCUACGAGCAUCACCAAAACGAGCAUCCAAGUCCACUGUUGAAGAAGAGCUGAAGAAAUUGAUAGAUCUUGAUAGCCCAACACCUGAAUCCCAGAAGAACUUUAAGUCACACACUCUGUCCUGUCAGUCUCCCUUUCCCAGCACUCCUACCACAAGGCGUGCCUUGCAAAGGACUUUGUCAGAUGAGAGUAUUUACAGUGGUCAAAGGGACCACUUCUUCACCUCGCGGGCCUCGCUCUUGGACCAAGCCAUGCCAAAUGAUGUUCUGUUCACCAGCACGUACCCAUCUCUCCCAAAGUCGCUGCCGUUACGGAGACCGUCAUAUACUUUGGGAAUGAAAUCGCUGCAUGGAGAGUUUUCUGCCUCAGACAGUUCCCUCACAGAUAUCCAGGAGCAAAGACGGCAGCCCAUGCCAGACCCUGGUCUUAUGCCAUUGCCUGAUUCUGCCUCUGAUCUGGAUUGGUCAAACCUGGUAGAUGCUGCCAAAGCCUUUGAAGUUCAGCGAGCUUCAUUCUUUGCUGCUGCUGAUGAAAAUCACAGACCUGUGAGUGCUGCCUCCAGUAGUGAUCAGGCUGAGGACCAGCUCAGUGCACAGUUAAAGCCUUAUACUGGUAAAGAAUCUCCUCCAACUCUUGCUUCUAAAGUGGACCAACUGGAAGGUUUGCUGAAGAUGUUACAAGAGGAUUUAAGGAAGGAAAAAGAGGACAAGGCCAGUCUUCAGGCUGAAGUGCAACAUUUGCGGGAAGACAACUUGAGGUUACAGGAGGAAUCCCAGAAUGCAACUGAGAAACUGAAGAAAUUCACUGAAUGGGUUUUCAACACAAUUGAUAUGAACUGAGAACAGUGUACAGGGAAGGAAACUAUCUGUUAUGAAUAUUAUUACUGGGACUUAAGCUUUAAUGCCACCUUAAUCAUGACGUGUGAAAGUAUAGUCAGAGCACCUCCCUGUCCUUCAUCCUCCAAUAACCCUUUUUUGCAUCUCUGCGUGCACUCAGAACAAUUGCAGAUCAACAAUCAGUGUCUGCCUUUUGUAGAAAAAAAAGUAAAUAAUUUUAAAAGGUAAAAUAAAAGUUUAACUGCUAAAA
Molecule: messenger RNA, 5922 nt
Organism: Chaetura pelagica (chimney swift)
Lineage: Eukaryota; Metazoa; Chordata; Aves; Apodiformes; Apodidae
Gene: SIPA1L1
Product: signal-induced proliferation-associated 1 like 1
Exons: 20
Coding region: 318-5675 (1785 amino acids)
Biological process (GO): regulation of small GTPase mediated signal transduction; activation of GTPase activity
Cellular component (GO): cytoplasm
Molecular function (GO): GTPase activator activity; protein binding
Source: RefSeq, a predicted model, not a curated record